AUGAGAAACUCCGUCUGCCAUCUACCCAAUGGCCUCUCGUUCACAGUGACGCCCGUCUUUGGCGGGGUCACCUUCAAAUCGAAUGACUCGCUGUCGCACAGCUCAAGCUCGACCUUCCCACCCGGCUGGACAAUCAUUAUCCAUAGUGGAAAGACCCCCGAGAAUCCUCCAGCCGAAGAACGUGGACGAACCGGUUCUGAAGACAUACGCCCUACGUCUAGUGGUGGCAGCGACGACAGCAACAUCACGCGCUUCACCACCCCCACCUUGAACCGUGACUGCCUCUAUAUCUCGUAUAUUGUGAACCCCCCUUCGAGCGACUAUAAACCGGUCAUGUCGCCUACUCGCCAGAUUGCGAUGAUGCUGUGGGCUACUCUGUGGUGGUACUUCCACGAGCCCGAGCCGGACUUGCAUCUGGAAACCGCUGCCUCGAGCUCGACACCGCAUGAUGGACGACCACAGGGCGAGUGGCGCGUGAAUAUCAGACGAGAGGGGAUCUUCAAGGGUCGGAACUUGCUUCAGAAGCUCGAACGCAUGGGUUUGAUCGCGAGCGAGGACUCUUCCGUCGGUCUUCAACCUAUGGAGACGCGUGAUUCAAGCAGCUGGUCCAACAUGUUUGUGAGUCGACGGAGUUUCUGGCAGAUAGAUCCUCGCUUGUUCCUUUUCACGCUCACGCCACGAGGGGCUCCCCUUUCGCCCUCGCUGACUCCCUUCCAAUCUCGCCAUGCCUCCCCGGUACGAGACGGUAUGCCGAGUCCGCAUGCGUUGCAGCCGGCGGAAGCUUCGUUCCAUACAUCCAACAUAGGCACGUACACUUCUGCGGGUCCCUUUACGUCGGCUAGUCACCUGCCAACGUACUAUCCUCCGGCACCUACACAGUACACCUUUACCAAUGGCGUGCGCCAUCCUGUCCGGUCUAAACCCCCGCAUCAAGGCGAAGUCUUUUACGUGCGCCAUAUCCCCAGUGUAGACCAGUUCCUUUCAUUCCGAGUGCCCUUCUUGCCGAUGACCAAACCCGGGCCUGCAAAUGAACCUACCACGGGCAGUCGACCAUCAACUCCCACCAUAACUGUCAGCUCCUCCGUCACCAGUGUUGAGCAGCAUCUCUGCACGAGUGCACCCUCCGACCUCGACAUGCUGCAUCGGUGGAUGAACGACCCCCGAGUUGAAGCCAUGUGGAAAGAAGGUGGCGAGCGCUCAGUCCAAGAGAAAUUCUUGAUGAAGAACCUUACUAGUCGACACAGUUUCCCUGUCAUCGGCUGCUGGGAUGGAAAGCCAUUCGGCUACUUUGAAAUCUACUGGGUGAAGGAAGACCCGCUGGGUCGAUUGAUCAACCGUGUUGAGAACUAUGACCGGGGUAUCCAUGUUCUCGUUGGUGAGCAGGAGUUCCGGGGUCCGCAUCGAGUGGCCGUUUGGUUGAGUGCGUUGGUGCACCAUUGCUUUUUGUCUGAUAUGCGGACUGAAGCGGUCUAUUUGGAGCCCCGGGUGGAUAAUACCAAGUUUAUUCAAUACCUCCAGCAAGCUGGCUUCUAUAAAGAGGGCGAGGUGAACUUCCCGCAUAAGCGCUCCGCCGUGAUGAAGAUCAAGAGGGAGUUCUGGGAGGCACCAGCGCUGUGA
Messenger RNA from Penicillium cataractarum, 1617 nucleotides. RefSeq names its product GNAT family N-acetyltransferase. The coding region runs from base 1 to 1617 and encodes 538 amino acids. NCBI's taxonomy places the organism in Eukaryota, Fungi, Ascomycota, Eurotiomycetes, Eurotiales, Aspergillaceae. Gene Ontology annotation, biological process: siderophore biosynthetic process. The transcript is spliced from 2 exons. The record is from RefSeq and is a predicted model, not a curated record.